CUUGAAUCACAGCGCAUACUUCCCAGCAAGUCGUCCAUGUAAUUUGUUCCUUCAAUAUCUUAGAACGUGUGGUCUUGCACCAGGCAGCCAGUCUGAUCCAUCUUUACUUGCCUAGAAGAUGCUUUUGGCAAAUCUGUGCUCUGAACGUUUGCUUUGUUUAGAGCCAUACCCUUACUGCAACUGCCUGGUGACGCCAUUAAACAGGAGGCGCCAUAUUCGCGAGAGAUUUCUUUGCUCUAAGCCUUAUUAUCUACGCUAUGUAUAACUACGAGAGGACGCUAAAUUAGCCCGUGGCUCAUAUAAAAGCGAUUCUGCACGAAGCCAGCCCAGGCCUUCCGGUUCUUCCGCUCGGCCUGGUAAUCUGGACGAAAUGCCUGGGGGCGGAAAAAGGUUCCUGGGGAUCAAUCGAAGAUUAGAAGUAGAUAUUCAUUCCACGGAUAUCAAUUAUCAAACCGGAUGCCCAAAUUUGGGAUGUCACAAACAGUGCAUCUCAUCAACCUGAGCGGAUGGUAUGUUGCUAAAUGUAAUCUGAGAUGUCUGGAAUGAUACCUAUUCUCUUCAAAUAUUUCCCCCUAUCUCUUCACGGAUAUCCUACCCUAUCAUCCGACUGAGAGCUCUUUAAACCAUCCGUUGAUGGAAAGAGUCCGACAUCAGGCUCGAGACCCACAGUCAGUUGACAGGGAAGAUAGCCCUCCGCAUGUUCUACUCAAGCGAAUCACUCGCAACUGGCAAUGUUGUUUUCUUGCAUCGUGGGAGUAUGGCCUGCCCCAACCGUCGUUUCUCAAGACAAGCAAGCCCCCCGAAGCCAACGGACAGGUAUACAAAGUAGAGGAAAUACUCAAGAAGACGGAAAGCAAUUUUCACCUCGAGAAUCCCAAAUCUUGCAAGAACAUACAAUCCUGUUCAAAGAAUAAUCUGACUUGCUACCAAUCGCUUUCCCCAACCUGAUUCUAUUUUCUCCUGGAACUCUUACUUCACUCACCUAAAUUUAUCAGUACGGCACUGAUUAGUCAAAGCACUUAAUUGAUCAUAAAAAUCAGAUCUGUUUCAUUCCCCUAUUUUUUCAGUCCAUUGGAGCUUUCCGGGUAUGAAUUGGUUGUAAGACUGGCUGGAACCCACCCAUUGCUUCAGGGCUGCCUCAGGAGCUUGUGAUUGUUCUCUUUUUCUCUCAAUCAGUUUAAUGGACUUGGUUGCUGGGAAAGAGUGUGGUUGCAGUGGGAGAACAGCUGAAAGUUUGAACUUGAGAUGUACAUACAAACAAAUACCUUGCAUUGAAUGAAUGAUACAUAGGAUGGAAAUCACAUGCAAAAGAUAGGAACAUCUUGGACAAUAUAAUCAUAAUAAUUUUAUCAAUUCACUCAAAAUACAAAGAAAAAGAGAGAGAGAGAGAGAG
This is a messenger RNA of Blastomyces dermatitidis ER-3, 1393 nucleotides long. RefSeq lists its product as uncharacterized. The record is from RefSeq and is a predicted model, not a curated record. NCBI's taxonomy places the organism in Eukaryota, Fungi, Ascomycota, Eurotiomycetes, Onygenales, Ajellomycetaceae. The coding region runs from base 634 to 948 and encodes 104 amino acids. The transcript has 2 exons.